GGAGAGCCAAUGUCCAACAGCAGUUCCCUCAGUGAGUUCCUCCUCCUGGGAUUCACCAACAUGCGGGAGCUGCAGCUCUUGCACUUCUCGCUCUUUCUGGGCAUCUACCUGGCUGCCCUCCUGGGCAAUGGACUCAUCAUCACAGCUGUAGCCUGUGACCACCGCCUCCACACUCCCAUGUACUUCUUCCUCCUCAAUCUCUCUGUUCUUGACCUUGCCACCAUCUCCACCACUGUCCCCAAAUCCAUGGCCAAUUCCCUGUGGGACACCAGGGCCAUUUCUUACUCGGGAUGUGCUGCUCAAGUCUUUCUAUUUGUCUUUUCUUUAGGAGGAGAAUAUUCUCUUCUCACAGUUAUGGCCUAUGACCGCUACAUUGCCGUCUGCACACCCCUGCACUACAGCACACGCAUGGGCAGCAGAGCUUGUGUCGGAAUGGCAGCAGCUGCCUGGGCCAGUGGGUUUCUCUAUGCUGCCCUGCACACUGCUAACACUGUUUCCAUACCCCUUUGUCAAGGCAACACAGUGGACCAGUUCUUCUGUGAGAUUCCCCAGAUCCUCAAGCUCUCCUGCUCUGACUCCUACCUCAGGGAACUUGUGCUUCUUGUGGUUAGUGGCUGUUUAGCCUUAGGGUGUUUCAUUUUCAUUGUGCUGUCCUAUGUGCAGAUCUUCAUUGCUGUUUUGAGGAUCCCCUCUGAGCAGGGCCGGGACAAAGCCUUUUCCAUGUGCAUCCCGCACCUGACUGUGGUCUCCCUAUUUGUCAGCACUGGAUUUUUUGCCUACGUGAAGCCCCCCACCAUUUCCUCCCCAGGUCUGGAUCUGGCACUGGCUGUUCUAUACUCGGUGGUGCCUCCAACUUUGAACCCCCUCAUCUACAGCAUGAGGAACAAGGAGCUCAAGGAUGCACUGAGGAAACUUGUUCGAUGGCUCCAAUGUCAGCACCAAUAA
Messenger RNA from Rhea pennata, 945 nucleotides. Its product is annotated as olfactory receptor 14A16-like. The transcript has a single exon. NCBI's taxonomy places the organism in Eukaryota, Metazoa, Chordata, Aves, Rheiformes, Rheidae. Gene Ontology annotation, biological process: G protein-coupled receptor signaling pathway. Gene Ontology annotation, molecular function: olfactory receptor activity; odorant binding; G protein-coupled receptor activity. The record is from RefSeq and is a predicted model, not a curated record. Gene Ontology annotation, cellular component: membrane. Bases 10 to 945 code for a protein of 311 amino acids.